Molecule: messenger RNA, 1234 nt
Organism: Camarhynchus parvulus
Lineage: Eukaryota; Metazoa; Chordata; Aves; Passeriformes; Thraupidae
Gene: SMIM20
Product: small integral membrane protein 20
Exons: 3
Coding region: 621-824 (67 amino acids)
Biological process (GO): mitochondrial respiratory chain complex IV assembly
Cellular component (GO): mitochondrial inner membrane
Source: RefSeq, a predicted model, not a curated record
CGGGGCUCGGCCGGUGGCCGCAUGCUGCUGCUGCUGCUGCUGCUGCUGCGGCGGUGCCCAGCGCGGCAGGGACUGCGCGGCCGGCCCGGCGACAAGGAUGCGGCAGAUCCGGCUUCCUGGAGGAGGGGCCGCCGCCCGGGCAGGGCAGGGCAGGGCAGGGCAGGGCAGUGUCCCGCUCCGCUGCCGCAGGUGCGGAGGGGCUGGGCCCGAAGACGCCGAGCCCCGGCCGUGCUGCGCAGCUCCUCGGCGGCUCCUGGCAGCUCCGUACAGCAGGCGCCAGGCGGCGGCCCGGGAGCGGCGCGCCCGGGAGGGAUCCCCGCGCAGGGCCGCGCCCGCCCACUCCCUUGGCGGCUCCGCGGCGGCCCCCGCCCUCCCGCCUCGGCGCUGCGCUACCGGCGCAGUCCCGGCCGGGCCAGCUCCCGCUGUCGGGCGAGGCGCUUUAGGGCGGGGCGGCGGGACUUGGGCGCAUCGUCUCGGGCUGCCCGGGCCGGGCUGACGGCGCGGCCGCACCGGCCCCGUGCCCGCGCUGCGCCCCGCCGGCCGCGCGGGGGCGCCCUCCCGGCGGGCCGGGCCGUGCCCCGGAAGGCCCCGUGCAGGCCCCGCGCCGCGUCCGCCCGGCCAUGGCCGCGUUGUCCCGCACGUUCGGCAUCUUCGGCGCCUUCGUGGCCAUGGUGGGAGCCGCCUUCUACCCCAUUUAUUUCCGGCCGCUGCUGCUGCCAGAGGAGUACAAGAAUGAGCAGUCAAUAAACCGAGCUGGUAUUGUUCAAGAGGAUAUUCAGCCUGCAGGGUUAAAAGUGUGGUCGGAUCCAUUUGGAAGAAAGUAAUCGGCAGCUGGGUGUAUUGCAGAACUGAAGAUGGACGUCUUCAGCUGCUUCUUCUUUCACUGAAGUGUGUCUUUAGGAGUCGCUGGAGCAGAAUUCUGAAUAUGCUGUGUGGGCACAUGAAGAGCAACAAAGGCUACUGGUUGGAAACCCAAGAGAUACUAGUUUUAAAACAUGCUAGUUUUGAGAGAGAAUGCUGGUGCAUAGCUCACAGACUGUUAGAAAGCUGAAUGAUUAUUGAGUAUAGAAAUGAAAUAUUUAUUUCCUUGAGAAAAGGAAAAAGGGUUUUCUUCUAAUCUGUACACUUGUAAAUUAUGGAUAGAAUAAAUCAUUCAGACUGCUGCAAUUUCCUCCCUAGUCUGAAAGUUACAAGAUGAUGAAUGUAAAUUUGUACAUUAAAAAUUUUAAACCAA